Messenger RNA from Tripterygium wilfordii, 1420 nucleotides. RefSeq names its product lipid phosphate phosphatase 2-like. The transcript is spliced from 9 exons. The record is from RefSeq and is a predicted model, not a curated record. Gene Ontology annotation, molecular function: phosphatidate phosphatase activity. Gene Ontology annotation, biological process: phospholipid metabolic process. NCBI's taxonomy places the organism in Eukaryota, Viridiplantae, Streptophyta, Magnoliopsida, Celastrales, Celastraceae. Bases 100 to 1035 code for a protein of 311 amino acids.
GAGUUUCUGGCCCAAUCUUUUACCUGAGGAACCUGUGGAUUCAUCAAUUAUUCUCUCUUUCUUUCAUAUUGUCGGCAUUAGCCAAAAAGUGUUAUAUAAAUGGCAGACGUUUUGCUGGGAGGUCAUACUGUAAAGUCCCAUGGAGUCAAGGUAGCAAGGAUACAUAUGCAUGACUGGCUACUUCUUCUACUUCUUUUGGCAAUAGUGGGCAUCUUGAAUUUCAUAGAACCUUUUCACCGUUUUGUUGGUGAAGAAAUGAUGACAGACUUGAAAUACCCUUUCAAGCAUGAUACUAUCCCUUUUUGGAGCGUUCCUAUUUUUGCCAUAAUGUUGCCGAUUGCUGUAUUUUUUCUGUAUUACUGCUACAGACAGGAUGUUUAUGAUCUGCACCACGCUUUACUGGGUAUUCUAUAUUCUGUACUAAUUACCGGAGUUAUUACUGAUGCAAUCAAAGAUGCUGUGGGUCGACCACGGCCAAACUUUUUUUGGAGGUGUUUUCCUGAUGGAAAUGGGGUGUUCGAUGAAAUUUCUGGGAAUGUAGCAUGUUAUGGAGACCCGGCAAUUAUAAAGGAGGGAUACAAAAGUUUUCCGAGUGGGCAUACUUCAUGGUCUUUUGCCGGUCUGACUUUCCUGGCAUGGUAUAUAGCUGGGAAAAUUAAAGCAUUUGAUAGAAGGGGGCAUGUUGCCAAGCUCUGCAUAGUAUUGCUUCCAAUACUUGCUGCUGUACUUGUGGGUGUUUCUCGUGUUGAUGACUACUGGCAUCAUUGGACUGAUGUUUUUGCCGGAGCUCUUAUAGGAACAAUGGUAGCUGCAUUGUGUUAUUUGCAAUUCUUUCCCUUCCCAAAUCAUGUCAAUGGUUGGGCACCUCAUGCAUAUUUUGAGAUGUUGGCAGAGAGGAGUGUCCAGUCUGGAACUGCGAGAAUCAACUCUCUGCACGUGAGAAGACCAGAUGCGACCUCUGACACUGCAUAUAUAGCUUGUGAGAUUGACAGAGGAACUCCAAAGUUCAUCUCACGAGAUACAAGCCCAGUCUAGCAUGGAAUGAAAAGGCGCAAGGAUGAGAAAACUGGGACUGGGAGAUAGUAAAUCGAUGCCAAGCCCCACGUCCUCCUCCCAAGAAGAGUACAUCAAAAUAUCAAAUCACCCUGGAUAAUGUUACAGGCUGCUUUCUGAAAUUAUUAUGUAAUUUGUGUAUUCAUCGUAGUGCUAUGUAUUUAUUUUAUUUUUUUUUAUCAUUCAUUUGAAGAAACAAUGUAGUAAACAAAUAGUGAUUUUAGUUGAAAGUGAAAUAAUAUAGUAGUGAAAUUUGUGAAGUAUUGAAGAGGUCAAAUAUCGCAAAACCUGAAUGUCCCAGGCCAAAAAUAUUGGCAAUGUCUGCAUGUCAUCAUCACAGAUAUGCAAGUUUACCCAGACUUGACCA